UUAAAUUAAAAAUCUAUUAUGCUAAUCAUCUCGAGCAAAAAAAAAGGAAUAUUAGGAGAAGUUGUGUGACACAACGACGCAGUUUCUAACGAUCUCCAAAGAUGUAUUUACCAAUGUUGAUCAACAAGACAUUCCUGGUGUUUCUGCUGCUGUUCUCGUUGUACUUCGUCGGGAUGGAUCUGCUGCUUUACUUCAGGGUGCAGGAAUACGACGUGCGUCCGCGCGUGAACGACACUCGGGUUUCGCCGUAUCCUUCGCCAAUUCUGUGCGACGUGAAUCCGAUUUGCACGGUGACGGUGAAGGCAAUGAUGCUGGAUCAUCCGAAUCAUUACAUCCUGAGUCCCCUGGCGAGCCUGGUGGACUACCUCCUGGGUAUCAGUCGUCUCUGGAGCUGGCUGACGCCUAACAUCAUCAGCGUGUCUCACGUGGUUGUGGCCGUGAUCGGCGCCCGAUACAUCACGCGGAACUCUCUCGCUCACCGACGUGUAGGUACCGUCCUGUUUCAAGUCCGAGCCUGGUUGGACAAUCUGGACGGCCACGUGGCCAGGACGAGGCGGAACAUCGACGGCGAGAGAUCGGAUUUCGGAUCCAUCGGCUACUUCGUGGACGGCGUCUGCGACGGCCUCGGCUGCAUCGCCCUCGUGGUCGCGGUAUUUCUAUUUCUGAAACGUAAUUCCAAUCGCCGGGCCGGCUACGAGCGACUGCCCAUCCGUACGUCGUCCACGUCCACCAGUGCCGUCUCCACCGUCCCGUUCUGGAAGUCGCCCUUGUACAACAUGCUGAUGGUCGGCUUGCACUUUUCCCUGACGAGCGUCGCUUGGAACCGAUACAUAUCCGUAUACCAGGAUCUACUCGAGACCGACAGCAGCAUCCUCCCGAUCAGCCGGAAAGAUCUCUACGACAGGCAGACCGUCGUCUUCAGGAGUCCCUCCUUCUGGGCGGUUGCGCUCGCCUGGAAGUCCUUCAACUUCCACGCGAUGAUGGAUUACAUGCUCCUGGCGAUAUUCCUCGAUCGCGUCUGGGAAUACGUCAGACUCGCCUGGUGGCAGUUACCAUCCGUCCUCUUGUUACUUGUUCUUAUCAGCGAGUUUCAUUACAUUAACGCCUAUGCUUAUGUGGAAGUAUCGCCGAUGAACGAGAGCCUGCGGUUCUUCUCCUUAUACGCGCUUCCUAGUCCAUGACAAUCUGUUUCUUGUUGUGAAUAUUCUGUACAUCUGUAAUGAUAAUUAUUCGAUUGACGAGCUCAUUCUUAAACCGCGUCUUAAAUAUUUAUUUGUUUUUUUUUUUUUUUUUCAUUAUAAUUAUGUGCUUCUGUUUAUUGUACGAUUUUUUUCAUCGCUGUAAUGGCUUCUUUAAUGUAGCUUUAAAAACAUUUUUUGACAUAGCUUUUUAAAAUUGGUUCGAGAAAAAACAAAUUUUCAAUUAAGAAACAUAUGAGACUGUAUAUAUUGUGACGAUUUUUUCGAAUUUUAAUAAUGUUGUUAAUUGUAUUUUUAAUUGUAUUCUGUUAAUUGCAUUCUUUCGCAAUAAUGUUACAAAUCGAAACGCCUUCGAAAACAAACUAAUUAAAAAAUUAAAUUUUGACAGUCAAGAAUAUUACAAUAGUUAUUUUACAUUUUAAUUAGAAAUUUUAAUUAGAAAUAAAUAUCACAAGGUAAAUCGUAAAAAGUAUAUUCCAUAGGGCAAAAUGUAGAAAUUAAAGACUGGGAAAAUUCGAAAAAAUACGAUAGCUUA
Molecule: messenger RNA, 1734 nt
Organism: Nylanderia fulva
Lineage: Eukaryota; Metazoa; Arthropoda; Insecta; Hymenoptera; Formicidae
Product: Ceramide phosphoethanolamine synthase
Biological process (GO): phospholipid biosynthetic process
Cellular component (GO): membrane
Molecular function (GO): phosphotransferase activity, for other substituted phosphate groups
Source: RefSeq, a predicted model, not a curated record